Molecule: messenger RNA, 622 nt
Organism: Drosophila ananassae
Lineage: Eukaryota; Metazoa; Arthropoda; Insecta; Diptera; Drosophilidae
Product: acyl-coenzyme A thioesterase 13
Exons: 2
Coding region: 45-482 (145 amino acids)
Molecular function (GO): fatty acyl-CoA hydrolase activity
Source: RefSeq, a predicted model, not a curated record
AUUUCGUGGAGUACAGUUCGGGAAAUCUGUAAUCUUGCAGAGAAAUGGCGGCCAAAAAAGCAGGCACGGAGCUUGUAAAAAGUCUUGCCGAAUUCGCUGGCAAUUCUAAAGGAUUUGACAGGAUUAUGAAAAUGAUCAAAAUCACUGCCGGCGGUGAUGGACGAGUUGUUGGAGAGUUCACAGUUGGCCCGGAGCACUUGAAUCUUGGGGGCACUCUCCAUGGAGGUCUGACAGCUUCAAUUGUGGAUAACAUCACCACUUACGCAUUAAUGUCCAAGGGGGCCCAUCCUGGAGUUACAGCCAACCUAAAUGUUAGCUACAUGGCUCCCGCAAGGGUGGGAGAUCUGGUGGAGAUCGAGGCUACCACCAUUCGAGCAGGAAAGACAAUGGCCUAUUUGGAUUGCGUUUUGAGGCUUAAGGCAGAUGGAAAAAUACUCGCCAAAGGUGGUCAAACCAAGUAUAUUAACUUUGCCAAGGAAUGAGACCUUACUAGUCUAAUUACUGGUCAUUUCUCCCGAAAUUAAUUAGAUUUUUGUAUUUCAAAUACAAUUUUUUGAAAUUCAAAUAAAGAAAAAUCAAUAAGUGAAAUUAAUAAAAAAUCAUUGAGAUCACAUCUUCGAGA